Cyclocybe aegerita is the source of this 1020-nucleotide messenger RNA. NCBI's taxonomy places the organism in Eukaryota, Fungi, Basidiomycota, Agaricomycetes, Agaricales, Hemipholiotaceae. The record is from the annotation of a GenBank genome assembly.
AUGUCGACUACGUCCGCGCCGACCGCUACUCCCUCCUUUGAGCCUGGUGGGUUCGUCCCCGGCCCAGACGGUUUGGUUGAGCUCCAGAUGCUGGGGGCCACCCUUGGAUGUAUCGCAUAUGGCGUCGUUGUCAUGCUCUUCAUCGACUGUGUCCGGCUCAUGGUCGAGAAAUAUUCCCACUCGAAAUUCCGACAGCGAGUAUUCCUGGGUUACAUCGCCAUUAUGUUUAUAAUUAGCUCGUUUUUCUUAAUAUCGAGCAUGACAACCCUACGGAAGACGCUUUUUCAAACCGGUUAUGUCGAGAAUCGCGGGCCCUAUGGGUUUCCGUUGAUAUUUGUCCCUCUCUCGCUGUGGGGAGCAGACGCGUUCAGGGUAUGGCGUUGUGUCUGCCUCUACAAGGGCAUCCAGCUUCCGCGUCAAAUCGCACUCACAAUCCUGCUCAUAUUCCUCGCUGUUACUUUACUCGGUUCCGGCCUUGCAGUAAUGGUCGUGAUGUACACAAACCCCCACUUCCUUUCCUCGGCGUUCCGACUUGCGCAACUUCCAGCAGCUGUACUUGCGCUGACGUCAGCAACGUUGAACAUCUCGUUGGGUGCCUUGAUCGCUCUUCGCCUAAUUUGGCAUCGGAGGCGCACUCAACGCGCGCUUGGCGCAAGCUACGGUUCGCCAUAUACAAAAUUCGUAUCAAUCUGCGUCGAAUCAUGCUUGCUCAUCGUCGUCGUCAACUUCGCAUUCGCGGGUCUCAUCUUCAGUAACCCGAUGGCGUCCUGGGUACCCGAGCAACUGAUCGUUCAUAUCUCCGUGAUUUCCCCCUUCCUCGUGCUUCGGCGCGUGGCUCAGGGAAUCGACGCAAUUACCACGCUGCAUAGGCCACAAGGUGACAGCACCAAUUGCAACAUAUCGUAUGAUGUCAAAUCCUUUGAACGAAAGCCGACUUCCAUUAUGCGAUUCACCGAAACGGUCACCGACGUUGAGUUGAAUAGCUCUCCCAAGGAAGACAAAUUCCCCGACCCCAAGUAA